Messenger RNA from Trichoderma asperellum CBS 433.97, 3055 nucleotides. RefSeq lists its product as uncharacterized. The record is from RefSeq and is a predicted model, not a curated record. Lineage: Eukaryota; Fungi; Ascomycota; Sordariomycetes; Hypocreales; Hypocreaceae. Gene Ontology annotation, molecular function: beta-mannosidase activity. Gene Ontology annotation, biological process: glycoprotein catabolic process; carbohydrate metabolic process.
GGAAUCAGAGCUGUUUUUAUUAUAGUGUGUCCCUUGGUCAUGCUUCAAAGGCGUCUCUGGCUCUUCUCUUUGCAUCCAUAUUGGUAUUCCUCAUUUGAGCGUGGCGUUGAGCAGAGAUAGGAAGAGGGCGUGUGCGUGUUUGACACUGACUUGAUCUAAGCCGCUCUAUAGACUAGAAAGCCUGGAUCACAAUGUCUCGCCAAAGCACUCAGCUCACCAGCGGCUGGACUUUUAGGCAGCACCAAGGUCCUUCUGCAGAAUGGCUGGCGGUAGCAAAGGUGCCAACGCAGGUUCAUAUAGAUCUGCUGGCCAACAAAAAGAUUCCAGAUCCCUUUGUGGACCUGAAUGAACGCGCUGUUCAAUGGAUUGGCGACAAGGAUUGGGAGUACCAAGUUACGUUCAAGCCUGGGCCUGCUGAGGAUGAAAACGUCACAAGAGAUCUCGUGUUCAGUGGCCUCGACACUUUUGCCACAGUAUAUCUCAAUGACGACAAAAUAUUAGAGACGGAAAACAUGUUUGUGUCCUACCGUAUUAAUAUCACAGACCGCAUCAAAUCCAGAUCCGAGAAUGUCCUUCGCAUCGUCUUCCACUCCGCCAUUGCCAGAGGUGAAGAGCUCAUCAAGGAACACAGCCAUGAGCACAAUUUCCUAGUUAGGCAGACCGAAAGGAGUCGUGUCCCGGUACGCAAAGCCCAGUACAACUGGGGCUGGGACUGGGGCCCAAUUCUCAUGACCGCGGGACCCUGGAAGCCUGUCACUCUCGAGACAUAUGUUACGAGAAUUGAUGAUAUCUGGGCUCAAAACGAAGUCAGCGAGGAUUUGAAAUCUGUUUCAGGCUCUAUUUUCACUCGUGUAGCUGGCAAUAUGAGCAAAGCUAACCAGGUUUCAAUCUCUUUAUCACUGGAUGGCCAGACAGUAUUCCAGCAGGUGGUCGACGUUACGGAUGCUGCGUUGAACGGGGACGGACUGAUUAAAGUUCCCUUUAAGCUUGCAGAUCCGAAACUGUGGUAUCCGAAGGGAUAUGGAAGCCAGCCGCGGUAUCUCCUUCAAGCUAAGCUCCAGCGCAAGACUUCUUCUAACGAGAUCGACAAUAAGUCAAAGCUGAUUGGGUUCCGUCGCACAGAACUGGUUCAAGAAGCAGACGCUCAUGGCAAAUCAUUCUACUUUCGCAUAAACAAUAUCGAUGUAUUUGCUGGUGGCUCAUGCUGGAUCCCUGCAGACAGCUAUCUCGCCGGUGUUUCCCCUGAGCGCUACUAUGAGUGGGCCAAGCUUAUGGCAGAGGGCAACCAAGUCAUGUUGCGAGUCUGGGGAGGUGGCGUCUAUGAAGAAGAUGCUCUCAUUGAAGCCUGCGACGAGCUUGGCAUCUUGGUGUUCCACGAUUUCCAAUUCGCUUGCGCAUCUUAUCCUGCGUACUCAUCCUACCUGAAGACGCUGGAAGAAGAAGCAAGACAACAGAUUAGACGUCUACGGGCACAUCCUUCUGUGGUGAUUUGGGCAGGAAACAACGAAGAUUACCAAGUCCAGGAGAGGUAUAAGCUCGACUAUGACUUUGAGAACAAAGACCCAGAGACAUGGAUCAAGUCAUCGUUCCCAGCCCGGUAUCUCUAUGAGCAUUUCCUACCAAAGUUGGUUGAGGAAGAAGAUCCAGGCAAGAUCUAUCAUCCAAGCAGCCCCUGGGGUGACGGGAAACCCACCGCUGACCCAACUGUUGGAGAUAUUCAUCAAUGGAAUAUCUGGCAUGGCGCUAUGAACAAAUACCAAGAGGCUGCCGAUAUGGGCGGCCGUUUCGUCAGCGAAUUCGGAAUGGAAGCAUAUCCUCACCUCAGCACCACCCGUCGCAUGGCCAGCGAUCCCGCCCAACUCUACCCUGGCUCCAUGGUCCUUGAUUUCCAUAACAAAGCCAUUGGCCACGAACGCCGCAUGAUGAGCUAUGUCGUAGACAACUUCAGACCUCGACAUGACCUCGGGGGCUACACUCAUCUCACGCAAAUCGUGCAGUCGGAGACGAUGCGCGCUGCCUACAAGGCCUGGCGGCGACAAUGGGGUAAGCCUGGCGCCCGACAAUGCGGUGGUGUACUCGUGUGGCAGCUUAAUGAUUGUUGGCCGACCAUGUCUUGGGCUGUGGUGGAUUACUAUCUCAUCAAGAAGCCCGCAUACUACGCCAUCUCCAGAGCGUUGCGGGCUAUCGACGUGGGUGUACAUAGAACCUUCCACGACUGGACUCAAACAGGAUACUGGGUUGAUGAGAACUCUGGUCUUGUUACGGGCCAAGUCGACCAGACUCUACCUGCCCGCAAGGGAACGUUUGACGUUUGGGUCGUCAGCAACAACACCAAGCCCGUCGAUCUGAACGUCGUCGUGCGCUUCAUCUCCGUCCGCUCAGGCAAAGACAUCUCCGACCCCAUAAAGUCAACUAUCACCGCCUCCGCUAACUCCACAACCGAUAUUCUCCAAGGCAAGGCCCUCCCACCUUCGAUCCCCAAUGCCGACGAUCUUACCAAGCCCUUCUCCGUGUCUGAGUACGAUCCUUAUGUCGUCCACGCCACCAUCACAGAUGUUGCUACCGGUGCCCUUGUGGCCACAGACACGGCAUGGCCCGACCCCGUCAAGUUCCUCGACUUAUCCAACCGGGGUAUCACAUUCGAGCUUUCUGCUGCAAAGGACGAAAUCGUCGUCUCAGCUGAAAAGCCCGUCAAAGGAUUCGUUUUUGAAGAGGUGGAGGGCUUGAAGCUGAGUGACAAUGGCUUUGAUAUCGUGCCUGGGGAGAAGCAGACAGUUAAAGUGGAGGGGGCUCUGACGGCGGAUCAACUGCUGUGGACGUGCAUUGGAGCAUCCGACGCAUCGUUAAACAUAUCUGAUGCAUCUUCGCAGUUGCCACUUUGAUAGAAAUGAGAAUUUUACAGGCUUGGGAUAAAAGACGCGAUAUAAUUCGACAGUGUAGAGAGAUUAUAUUAAUUGUGGAGGACAGACCCAGUAUCCAUCCUCAGAUAGAACUGACAGCGAGUCACCUAGCAAUUAAGUUGUUCACAGGUGCCCAAAUGGGAGCGUACAUUAUC